GGUAGCACGAUUCCUGCGGGCCGCGACACCGGGCGCUAAACAGUGCAGUCCCGAGCUUCCCCUGCAGAAGCCGCGCUCCUCACUUGGUCCGGGGGUAGAGGGGGCGCGAGAGAGCAAGUGGGCGGGCGUCCUAUUCUCCGCAUCCUCCUCCAGGUCCUGGCGCGCAGGGUGGGAGCGCCGUGCCGCUCCGCGCUGCGCAUCGCGGCGGGCUAGCCGCCUGCCCCCUGCCCUAGCUGGGCCGCCUCCCCCGGCUGCCGGUGGAGGGCUACGAGGCGCUAACGUUACGCUGUUUCCGGUUUUCAAGCGGGCUCUGUUUCCCCUCCCAAGGCGGCGGCGGCGGAGCGGCGGAGCCCCCCAAAUGGCCUGGCCAGAUGCGGCAGGUUUGCUGCUCAGCGCUGCCGCCGCCGCCACUGGAGAAGGCUCCGUGCAGCAGCAACAGCGACAGCAGCAGCAGCAGCGGCAGCAGCAGCAGCAGCAGCAGCAGCAGCGAGAGGAGCAGCAGCAGCAGCAGCAGCAGCGAGAGCAGCAGCAGCAGCAGCAGCAGCAACAGCAGCAGCAGCGAGAGCAGCAGCAGGAGCAGCAGCAGCAGCAGCAUCUCCUCCCGUCCCGCUGCGCCCCCAGAGCCGCGGCCGCCGCAACAGCCGCAGCCCCGCAGCCCCGCAACCCGGAGAGCCGCCGCCCGCUCUCGAGCCGCAGCCGCCGGCGGCAUGAGGCGCGACCCGGCCCCCGGCUUCUCCAUGCUGCUCUUCGGUGUGUCGCUCGCCUGCUACUCGCCUAGCCUCAAGUCGGUGCAGGACCAGGCGUACAAGGCACCCGUGGUGGUGGAGGGCAAGGUACAGGGGCUGGCCCCGGCCAGCGGCUCCAGCUCCAACAGCACCCGCGAGCCACCCAGCUCGAGUCGGGUGGCGCUGGUGAAGGUGUUGGACAAGUGGCCGCUCCGGAGUGGGGGGCUGCAGCGCGAGCAGGUGAUCAGCGUGGGCUCCUGUGCGCCGCUCGAAAGAAACCAGCGCUACAUCUUUUUCCUGGAGCCCACUGAGCAGCCCUUAGUCUUUAAGACGGCUUUUGCCCCUAUCGACACCAACGGCAAAAACCUCAAGAAAGAGGUGGGCAAGAUCCUGUGCACUGACUGCGCCACCCGGCCCAAGCUGAAGAAGAUGAAAAGCCAGACGGGGCAGGUGGGUGAGAAGCAGUCACUGAAGUGCGAGGCCGCAGCGGGCAACCCUCAGCCCUCCUACCGCUGGUUCAAGGAUGGCAAGGAGCUCAACCGCAGCCGCGACAUUCGCAUCAAGUACGGCAAUGGCAGAAAGAACUCACGACUACAGUUCAACAAGGUGAAGGUGGAGGACGCUGGGGAGUAUGUCUGCGAGGCUGAGAACAUCCUGGGGAAGGACACAGUCCGUGGCCGGCUCCACGUCAACAGCGUGAGUACCACUCUGUCAUCCUGGUCGGGGCACGCCCGGAAGUGCAACGAGACAGCCAAGUCCUACUGCGUCAAUGGAGGGGUCUGCUACUACAUCGAGGGCAUCAACCAGCUCUCCUGCAAAUGUCCAAACGGAUUCUUCGGACAGAGAUGUUUGGAGAAACUGCCUUUGCGAUUGUACAUGCCAGAUCCUAAGCAAAAACACCUUGGAUUUGAACUAAAGGAAGCCGAGGAGCUGUACCAGAAGAGGGUCCUGACUAUCACCGGCAUCUGCGUGGCUCUGCUGGUGGUGGGCAUUGUCUGCGUUGUCGCCUACUGCAAGACCAAAAAACAGCGAAAGCAGAUGCAUAAUCACCUCCGGCAGAACAUGUGCCCUGCCCACCAGAACCGGAGCUUAGCCAAUGGGCCCAGCCACCCCCGGCUGGACCCCGAGGAGAUCCAGAUGGCAGAUUACAUCUCCAAGAAUGUGCCAGCCACGGACCACGUCAUCCGGAGGGAAACCGAGACCACCUUUUCUGGGAGCCACUCCUGUUCUCCUUCUCACCACUGUUCCACGGCCACCCCCACCUCCAGCCACAGGCAUGAGAGCCACACGUGGAGCCUGGAACGUUCUGAAAGCCUGACCUCCGACUCACAAUCAGGCAUCAUGCUGUCUUCAGUGGGCACCAGCAAGUGCAACAGCCCGGCAUGUGUGGAGGCCCGGGCACGGCGGGCAGCAGCCUACAGCCUGGAAGAGCGGCGCGGGGCAGCUGUGCCACCUUACCAUGACUCUGUAGACUCCCUGCGUGACUCCCCACACAGCGAGAGGUACGUGUCGGCACUGACCACGCCCGCGCGCCUGUCUCCCGUGGACUUCCACUACUCGCUGGCCACGCAGGUGCCGACUUUUGAGAUCACGUCCCCUAACUCGGCGCACGCAGUGUCGCUGCCGCCGGCCGCGCCCAUCAGCUACCGCCUGGCGGAGCAGCAGCCGCUACUGCGGCAGCCGGCGCCCCCCGGCCCGGGGCCCGGGCCGGGCGCGGACAUGCAGCGCAGCUACGACAGCUACUACUACCCCGCGGCGGGGCCGGGGCCAAGGCGCGGGGCCUGCGCGCUGGGCGGCAGCCUGGGCAGCCUGCCCGCCAGCCCCUUCCGCAUCCCGGAGGACGACGAGUACGAGACCACGCAGGAGUGCGCGCCCCCGCCACCGCCGCGGCCGCGCGCUCGCGGCGCGUCCCGCAGGACGUCGGCGGGGCCCCGGCGCUGGCGCCGCUCGCGCCUCAACGGGCUGGCGGCGCAGCGCGCACGCGCGGCGCGGGACUCGCUAUCGCUGAGCAGCGGCUCUGGUGGCGGCUCGGCUUCUGCCUCGGACGACGACGCGGACGGGGCGCUGGCGGCCGAGAGCACGCCUUUUCUCGGCCUGCGCGGCGCUCACGACGCGCUGCGCUCGGACUCGCCGCCGCUGUGCCCGGCGGCCGACAGCAGGACUUACUACUCCCUGGACAGCCACAGCACGCGGGCCAGCAGCAGACACAGCCGCGGGCCGCCCCCGCGGGGCAAGCAGGACUCGGCGCCCCUCUAGGGGCCCCCGCCGCCCGCCGCCCCCUCCGCCUCGCCUGCCCCACUGUCUUUAAGGAGGACAGAGACCACCGCCUGGAGAGAAAAAGGAGGAAAAAAAGAAAUAAAAAUAUUUUUAUUUUCUAUAAAAGGAAAAAGGUAUAACAAAAUGUUUUAUUUUCAUUUUAGCAAAAAUUCUCUUAUAAUACUAGCUAACGGCAAAGACGUUUUUAUAGGGAAACUAUUUAUAUGUAACAUCCUGAUUUACAGCUUCGGAAAAAAAAAAGAAACAACAAAAAAAAAGAGAGAUGGGCCAAUUUUUUGACUCUUUAAUAGAAACCUAUAUUGUGGUGCCUUUUGCUGUACGCUAAUCUGGGGCUCCUGGAGAGAAGUCGGGUUGUGGGGUGGGGGUUAGGGGAAUGUAGGAUCCCAAGCUGGCAGGGGUAAGAGGAAGCUGGCAAAGAAGAGGCUGCUGGGUGCUGGUGGGGGCGGGGAGGGGACUGGCCCUGAGGAAGAAAAUGAGAACAGUAGCAGCUUUGCCCCUAGGCAGAUCUUGAGUUCCUGACCCCCUGAAGAGAAGGCAGGGAUCUAGGCUAGGAGCUAGAGCUGGGGUCAGGUAACAUUCAGGGGGAGACUUAAGGCCCAGCGACAGCAACCAGAAUGGGGAGAGGGCCUCCCUGUUCCUUACAGCUGCUAAGGGAGGGGGCACUGAGACAGAGAUCUUCCCGACAGUCCUGGCUCCAGGGAGGGGGCAGCUCUUCCAGGGCCCCAACUUUCCGGCUCCUCCUCCCAGUGGCCUCCAGGAUGCCCUUCCGUCCUCUGCAGCACCUUCGUUUACAGGUUGUCUUUUCUAUUUUAUGCCUGCAUGUCCUUUGCAUUUCAGAUUCUUUAGAUUGGAUGCAUGGUCACGCUGGGACCAAGAAGAGCCACUCCACAGUGUAUUUGAUUCCCCUUUUAGCAAUAAAGUUAACACCAUUUCUUCCAGACCCCAAGCCACCUACGACUUCCACUCCCUCUCCAGCCCUGUCCUCCCCACCCCCGCAAAACUGGGUCCACUGCUAAUUUGUCAAAAAAGUAAUUGUUUCAAAAAAAAAAAACCACAAAAACAAAAAAUACACCAAACAAACAAAUGGGAACCCUGCCCUGAAAUGUCCAAACACCUGACUGUUGACACUUGAACAUUUUUAUAUUAUAAAUAAAAUCAGAAAUAACUCA
Molecule: messenger RNA, 4171 nt
Organism: Mustela lutreola (European mink)
Lineage: Eukaryota; Metazoa; Chordata; Mammalia; Carnivora; Mustelidae
Gene: NRG2
Product: neuregulin 2
Exons: 11
Coding region: 372-2981 (869 amino acids)
Biological process (GO): nervous system development; intracellular signal transduction; animal organ development
Molecular function (GO): signaling receptor binding
Source: RefSeq, a predicted model, not a curated record